AUUUCAUAAAAUGUGCAUGAAAAGAUUCAAUAUACCCGCGACUAGCCGAGCGUUGUUCGAGCAGUUGUUAUGCAGAGGUGUGUUUCCCCAAUCUAGCGGACCUUUUAUCUGCAAAUUUUGAUCGAGAAAAACAAUAAUGGGUCCCCAAGAGUGGCUUGGUGAAGACGAGAGCGCCAAGCAGAUGCUCGAUAGGGUUCAGACGGAGCGGCCCUUCUUGCUUCUUCCUCCUCUUCAUCGGCAAAAAUUGAAGGGAAGGCAAGGGAGGGGAGGAGGAAUACAAUGGAAGGAUAUUGUCUUCCCUUCCCCUCCCCUCCUUUCCCGUCCCUCUGUUUCCCUCAAACCAAACAUGGGACUGCAGGGUCCUUUGAUCAGAAAGAGUUCUGACAAAUGGAUUACUACUUCAGUUGUUGAAAAUUUCCAUGCCCUACCUUAUGCGCAGGUGAUCAGAGAAUGUUUCUUAAGGAAAGCAUUUGCUGACAAUCUACAAGAUCAGAGUUCAGGAGAAAGAGAAAGAGAACUGGAUUUAAACAGCUCCGAAAGGGGUGAAAGACAGUGUGAUUUAGAAUCUCAUACUGAUGGUGAUGGAUAUAGAUGCCAGAUAAACAGUGGUAUCAUGGAAGCUGCUGAAACUGGUGCUAGUAUUGAACCAACAACACAGAAUGUUAACCACAGGCAUUGUACCAAUGGUUUUUCAGAUGUUAUCAGCAGUCCCCACAAUAUGGAUGUUGAUGACUCUGCUGGAGUUCAUUGGGAAUGCAAAGCUACAAUUGAAGAUAUUAACCGUAGGGUCAAACUUAAUCCUCACAAAAUUGUGAACCCUUGCAAAGAGAGUGAUUUAAGUGUCACAAAUGAGGGUGCAAAGGUUGGUUUAUUAUCCUUGUCUUUGUCGCUAUAGUUCUUUAACUCUUUUAUUUCGUUGUUUGGCUUAGUCUUGCAUAAGAUGGUUCAAUUUUAUGAGAUCCCCUCUUAGGGUAGACAUGCAGACACUUGUUAGCAAAGCUUACCUAGCAGUUUAAGCUAUUAUAACAAGUGACCAUUUAACAUUAUAUUAGGGUUGACUUAUAGCAAAGCUACUAGCCUAUUAUAACCACUGAC
Messenger RNA from Rubroshorea leprosula, 1095 nucleotides. The record is from the annotation of a GenBank genome assembly. NCBI's taxonomy places the organism in Eukaryota, Viridiplantae, Streptophyta, Magnoliopsida, Malvales, Dipterocarpaceae.